UUACAGCCAAAGUUACAGCUCUUCAUUUCUUAAAAACUAACACUGGAUAGAACUCUGUAUUUUACUUGAUUCUAUAUUAGAUUUUGAUUUCUAAGCUACAGAAAAGGUAAGCGUGUUCAGGAGAAGAUAACCGCGUUACCAUGGCAACCCUCACCGGCUACCUGGCUGGGGCGGUGAUGACGGUUGUGACGAUUGGACUGGGGGUGAAGGUCAUGAGCGCCAUCUUGUCGCACAGGAGGCGGGUCGACGCCAUGAGGAGGUUCCCGCAAGACCCGACCCACCCGUUCUUCGGUCACCUUCUGCACUACGCAGGUCCUAACGAGAAGGGGCUGGCUUUCCUGCGAUCCUGGACGGAAAAAUUCCCCCGAAUAUUUGUCGGCUGGCUCUUCUACUUACCGCUUGUGAUCGUGAACCACCCAGACACGCUCAGAGUCAUUCUCAAAUCACCAGGUCUGAAAGCGAAAAGGUUCUACAAUUUCAUUCAGCCUUACAUAGGGGAAGGAUUGUUCAGGAGUGAGGGGGAGAGGUGGGCUAGGAACAGAAGAGUUCUAACAACAGCCCUCCAUGCGAGGGCCUUGAGGAAUUAUGUAGAGCUCAAGAAUAGAUGCACAGACACACUUUUAAUAAAGUUUCAACAAGCAGCUGAAACAUCCCAGCCCUUGAAAGCGUUUGUCAACAUCACGAUGUUCUCUUUUGAUGUCAUCCUUAGAUGUGCGAUGUCCUACCAGACUGACUGCCAAAUUGAGGGGUUGUCCCACCCCUACGUUGAGGCCGUGGACUCGAUAGUCGCCUUGAUUGUCCGCAGGUUUUUUCGGCCUUGGCUACACAAUGACUUCAUUUACUUCCUGACCUCUGAAGGCCGCAGGUUUAAACAAAAAUGUAACUUUGUGCACGGUGUGGCAGACUUCAUCAUCAAAAGCAGACGUGAAAAACUGAAAACGGAAGAUCCAACGGACACCGAGGGGAAAAGACACAUGGACCUUCUGGACAUUUUAUUGACCGCGACUGACGAGGACGGUGUGGGGAUGACAGAUGUCGAAAUCCGGGAUGAAGUCAACUCAUUUCUGCUGGCAGGCCAUGACGCGACUGCCAGUGCCAUCAGUUGGACGCUCUACUCUAUAGCCAAGCACGGAGACGUGCAGCAGAAAGUCUGUCAGGAGAUUGAUGAGCUUAUGGCAGACAGGAGCUGCACAGACAUUUUGUGGGAGGAUCUAUCCCAACUCCCCUACCUGACGAUGGUGAUGAAGGAGUCUCUGAGACUACACUCCAUCGCACCGUUCAUCCACCGACAGAUGACCUGUGACACACGGGUCGAUGACCUGGUGGUACCUGCAGGGACGGAGGUCUCGUUGUCUCUCUACAACACGCACCACAACCCGCAAGUCUGGGAGGACUCGAUGAAAUUUGACCCCAACAGAUUUCUACCAGAGAAUUCAGAGAAAAGAAAUCCCUACGCUUUUGUGCCUUUCUCGGCAGGACCCAGGAACUGUGUGGGACAAAACUUUGCUUUGAAUGAAAUGAAAAUUGUUUUGGCUCGAAUCUUAUACAGGUUUAACAUCAAACUUGACCCCAGUCACACAGUUGAGAAGGUGCACGCGCUGGUGAUGCAACCAACCGACGACAUCAACCUACUUGUGACGUCAUGGCGCUAGCACAAAAAUAA
This is a messenger RNA of Physella acuta, 1663 nucleotides long. Its product is annotated as cytochrome P450 4F2-like. NCBI's taxonomy places the organism in Eukaryota, Metazoa, Mollusca, Gastropoda, Physidae. The record is from RefSeq and is a predicted model, not a curated record. Gene Ontology annotation, molecular function: oxidoreductase activity, acting on paired donors, with incorporation or reduction of molecular oxygen; iron ion binding; heme binding.